GCAGCAGCUUCAAUGCAAACAUCGUCUUUGCGAUCAGUGACAACCUCCCGAAUGGCAACUUCUUUUCGCUCAGAAUCAUAUAGUACAUCUUUAAAAGCAAAUUUCUUCAUCUACCUACCUACCUAUAUCUAUAUCUAUAUAUCGCUCUUACAUCGCUUUAUACACAACACGUUUCGUAACAGCAGCAACAACAAUAGCAGCACAAGCUUCCCGCAACCCUCGUACCGAGUAAUAACGAUAUACCCUCUCUUUCUCUUUCUCGUCCUUUCUUCAUCAUUUCAUCAAUUUAUCUUUCCAAACCCCAUGACGACUGAUCGAUGUUAAUGCUAAAGACAUGCACACACACAUACACACACACACACACAUAACUCACGUGGCAGCAUACACUUAAUUUUGUUCUGAUUUGUGAUUGAUUCGCG
Messenger RNA from Zychaea mexicana, 419 nucleotides. RefSeq lists its product as uncharacterized. The transcript has a single exon. Bases 13 to 324 code for a protein of 103 amino acids. The record is from RefSeq and is a predicted model, not a curated record. Lineage: Eukaryota; Fungi; Mucoromycota; Mucoromycetes; Mucorales; Lichtheimiaceae.